AUGUUCCAAGCUAACCGAUUACCAAAGAACAUUGAGAGGACCCAGAUUUGCCGACCAGUACCAAGCCCAAGAUACAAAGAUCACAAGGGGACAGUCCAGAUAGUCCAGUCCGAGAAAGACAAGUAUUACGAUAACAACCAAGCGGAGAAACCUCUGGCGCUAAGAGAGGGCACAGACCUAGGUCAGACCUAA
Messenger RNA from Dichomitus squalens LYAD-421 SS1, 192 nucleotides. RefSeq lists its product as uncharacterized. Lineage: Eukaryota; Fungi; Basidiomycota; Agaricomycetes; Polyporales; Polyporaceae. The transcript has a single exon. The record is from RefSeq and is a predicted model, not a curated record. Bases 1 to 192 code for a protein of 63 amino acids.